Ruditapes philippinarum (Manila clam) is the source of this 1616-nucleotide messenger RNA. RefSeq lists its product as uncharacterized. Lineage: Eukaryota; Metazoa; Mollusca; Bivalvia; Venerida; Veneridae. Bases 28 to 336 code for a protein of 102 amino acids. The transcript has 2 exons. The record is from RefSeq and is a predicted model, not a curated record.
UGUUUUGUUUCAGGUAAAUAUCUAAUAAUGAAGGCGUUGCUAUUUUGUAUUUGUAUGUAUCUGGUACUGGAGGCUUGUUUAGCAAAACCACCAGGAAAGAAAGAAGACGGGAAAAAAAUGUCGGCAAAAGGUCAUAAGAACUACGAAGCGAUGAUGAAAGAUAUGACACAGUAUGGCUUCCAGCCAGGUAUGAUCGGGUCACCAUAUUUCGAUCCAUCAUUUUUUGGAGCUGAAGAUCAUCAAAUUAAACCACAGAAGUCUGCAAACCGACGCAAGACCAAACGUUCCUCAAAAUCCAAACAUCAAACGAAACGGAAUGCUCAGAAAUCAAAUUAGAAUGUGUUAAUGUGUUGUUUUUUUUCUGUCCCUCACUAUUGGCUUCAUCUGAAUUUAUAUGUAUACUUAUAAAUUCGUUUAAAAUUGUUAUAAUUAUGUUUAAUUUUGAUGAUUGGAAGUUUUCCAUGAUGGACAUAAAUUAUAUAAUGCUGCCCUUCUUCAUUUAUAAGUUAUUCAAAAACUAGUGUGUUUAUAAUUGUUAUUUCUUUUGUUUGGUGUGUUGUUAUUAUUGUUUUUUUUAAAUACUCAUACAAGGUUUGAUCUAUGAAAUCAUGAAUAUUGCAUUUUAGUAAAUGACGUGUAAAAAAUCUAGAUACCAAUACAUUAUCAGAAGACUAACGUAUGAGAAAUCGCAGUUACGGCCCUUGAUAUUCUACUUGCGUAAUGAUGCGUCAUAGUCAUAGUCCUGGCAAUGGCUGUGAAAUGUAAAUUUAGAAAUAUAUGGCUAAAAUAGUGAAAAUAAAUCUAUACGAACACUUACAUUUAUGCUUUAAUAAACACUGUCAUGGUAAAAAGUUGAAACAUACGACUAGUUGACCUAGUCAAACUGUUCUAGCGCGCGAACAUGUCCUCAUAUAAUGUUGAAUAUUGAACAGCUUAUUGAAAUUCCACCAGCUAAAGAUAGAUCUUAUGGUGCGGACAAGCUGUUUAAGACCAUUCUUUAAAGUAAGACCUUGACCUUUGACCUAGCCACACGGUUCUUGCGCACGACACGCCGUCUCAUUAGUUAAGUUAUUUGAAAUUAUGCCAACUUAUGAGAGAGUUACGACCCGGGCAUCCAUAAUCUGGACUAACGGAUGGACGGAUAGACGGACAUAAUGUAUACACCGAACCGCCAUUGUGACAACUAUAUCAAGCUCUCCGCAAGCGGGCUUGACAGAAAAAAAAAAAGAAUAAACUCGCUAAAAACACAUGUAUAUGUAUUCACAGUAAAUAUUUCGUGUUAAAGUAUUCUGUUUAUAUAUACAUGUAUAUUAAGUUGUGAAGUAUUGUUACUAAUGUUAAAAAACUAACAUGGUUAUUAGAAAUUUUAAGUUUUGAUCUUGAAGCGAAAGAUUCUAUCUGUUAGGUCGCCGGAAUGUUUAUUAUUUUUUUAUGUUUAUUUUUGAAGUCACUAUUCUUUUUUAUUUUUUUAUUUAAGUGUUGUUAUUUAUCUAUAAAAUUCACCUGAUCUUCAAUCUCAUGUAAAACAUGUAUAUCUGUUUUUUUCUGUAAAUUGAUAAAUGAAAUAUAAUAUCAUUCUUUGAAAGUAUUCCUGUCUUUGUUAGUAAUAUUAUAUG